Molecule: messenger RNA, 741 nt
Organism: Cladocopium goreaui
Lineage: Eukaryota; Dinophyceae; Suessiales; Symbiodiniaceae
Source: the annotation of a GenBank genome assembly
GAAUGGCGUGACUCCUUGGAGGGAUCGGAGAAUGACUUGGAAGCGUGUGUCAACAUCGGCUGUCAAAAGGCAGACCUGGAGCAAGCGGCAUCCUUCUUGAAGUAUGAUGGGAUCUACGGUGCCUUUGGCAUUCAUCCCCUCCAUGCGCACGACUGGGAUGAUGAGGUGGAGAAGAAGUUGCUGGCCAUGAUGACCAUGCAGAAGGUUGUGGCCUGGGGUGAAUGUGGUUUGGACUAUUUCGACAAGAAGACGCGUGGACAGGUGAAGGAUCCGAAGUUGCGAGGCUUGCAGCGGAAGGUCUUCGCGAAACAAAUGGACUUGGCGGUUUCUUUGAAGAAACCAUUGGUGGUUCACACCAGAUUUGCGGAAGAAGAUACUUUGGAGCUGAUGGAGAAACAUUUGCCCACAGAGCAUCCUGUACAUGUACAUUGUUUCACCAGCUCAAAUACAUUGGCGCAGGCUUUGUUGGAGCGUUUCUCCAGCCUGCGCCUUGGUUUUACUGGAGUUGUGACCUUCAAAAAUGCACCCGAAGUUCAAGAAGUGGUUCGAAACACGCCACUUGAGCGUAUCUUGCUUGAAACCGAUAGUCCUUACAUGGCACCUGAGCCCUUUCGUGGCCGCAUUGCACAUCCUGGUCACGUGUCAUAUGUGGCGGACAAAAUCGCCAGUCUCAAAGGGGUGUCACGAGCCGAAGUCUUGGCCACGUGUCGGAAGAGUACCCGGCUGAUCUAUGGCAUUUGA